CCCCCUCCAUUGCACUCUCCUCCAUUCCCUAGGUGGCCACCAGCUCCAGCCGCAGCAGCUCUAGCAAUAAGCUCAGCACCAAUAAUAAUGGCCACCGCCCUCAGCAGCCUCCGCGCGCCGGCCAGCUUCUCCGGCGUCCGCGCGGCCCCGGCGCCCGCCACCGUCGCGAUGCCCGCCGCCAAGCAGCAGGUUGCCCGCGGCGCCAGGCUGCGCGCGCAGGCCACCUACAACGUCAAGCUCAUCACGCCCGAGGGCGAGGUGGAGCUGCAGGUGCCCGACGACGUCUACAUCCUCGACCAGGCCGAGGAGGAGGGGAUCGACCUGCCCUACUCCUGCCGCGCGGGGUCCUGCUCCUCCUGCGCCGGCAAGGUCGUCUCCGGCUCCGUCGACCAGUCCGACCAGAGCUUCCUCGACGACGACCAGGUCGCCAGCGGCUGGGUGCUCACCUGCCACGCCUACCCCACCUCCGACGUCGUCAUCGAGACCCACAAGGAGGAGGAGCUCACCGCUUAAUUAUAUUUAUAUAUUUAAGCUCCAUCGUCACCAUGCAUCACAUCAACACACCUAAAUGCUACUAUCUAGUAUCUGCCUGCCUUGCAAGAGAUCGAUCCAUCUCCAUCGAGUUGACAGAUUAAAACCUGAGAAAUUUCUAGCUUCCUUGUAUCAUCCAUCCAUCAGUCAUGUCAAUGUCACCAUGAGACCAAGCAAGCAUCGGCAGCAGCAGGGCCAUCUGUUACCGUACAUUCUUGGUCUCUGUACCAUUCAUUUUUGCUGCGGAUGCAUGAUCGACUUCAUUCUCAUCAAGUAAUUAAUUAAUAAUGUUUUUUUCUCUUUGUACCAUUAUCAAUAUAUACUGUACUAUGGAUC
Molecule: messenger RNA, 867 nt
Organism: Panicum hallii
Lineage: Eukaryota; Viridiplantae; Streptophyta; Magnoliopsida; Poales; Poaceae
Product: ferredoxin
Exons: 1
Coding region: 88-513 (141 amino acids)
Biological process (GO): electron transport chain
Molecular function (GO): 2 iron, 2 sulfur cluster binding; electron transfer activity
Source: RefSeq, a predicted model, not a curated record